UUCCGGCACAUUUUCCCACAGUGGUGAGAGUCAGUUUGUGACGCAGCUGGAGGAGUUUCGGGGGCAGCGAGGCUCACACAUAUCAUCAGGUUGUUUGUGCUGCGACGCUUCACUGAUGCUCGGUCAUUGUUUAACGCUCAGUUAACUCGCGGACGUGACCAAAUGCUUCUCCAUCAGUUCGUGAACGGAGCCCUAGAAGUCAUGCACCCUACCGCGCUACAGAAGGACACCACUUUUACCAAAAUCUUCGUCGGCGGGUUGCCCUACCACACCAACGACGCCUCUCUGAGGAAAUACUUCGAGGCGUUCGGGGACAUUGACGAGGCUGUGGUCAUAACGGACAGACAGACCGGCAAAUCCAGAGGAUACGGCUUCGUGACGAUGACGGAUCGGGGCGCAGCAGAGAGGGCCUGCAAGGAUCCCAACCCAAUCAUCGAUGGGGAGGAAGGCCAAUGUCAACCUGGCUUACUUGGGUGCAAACCCCGCAGCAUCCAGACAGGCAUAUCCCUCGGAGUCCAGCCCAUUCACCCAGCACUCAUCCAGAGGCAGUAUGGGUUGGCCCACCCUUAUAUUUACCCACAAGCCUUUGUGCAGCCGAGUCUGGUCCUGCCCACUCAGGUCUCUACCUCCAUCAGCACCAGCCCCUACCUGGACUACAGUGCAGCCUACACCCAGUAUGCCCAGGCUGCCUUUGAGCAGCAGUAUCCAUAUGCCGCUUCGCCAGCCGGCUUCCUGGGCUACAGCUACGCUGCCAGCCCUGCUGCCACUGCCGGCCCGGCUGCCGCCGCCACUGCCCCAACCGCCAUCCAUCCCAGCCUUCCCUCUGCCACCGCCCCGGCCUUUCUGCACUAUGCCCCACAGCAGCACAUCCAGCCGGAUCGUAUGCAGUGAGCACAGGAGCCUUACAGCGGAGGAGGACGGCAAAGCGCUGCGCUGGGCAGCCUGCAGUCAUCGCUGUCAUCAGCAGGGACUUUUCAGGAAAAUGGGUGGGACUAUUGCACUAUACCAUCAGGAUGAGCCCUUUGCUCAGUGGUUAAAGGUAAAGGGGUGGGAGGGUCUUGAACUAUCAAGGUUUAGGUUGGCAAGCUAAAUGGCAUAAUGUAUGUGUUCGCUUCCAAAGGGCUUCCAGAAGCUGACACUUCAUUUUUUUUUUUAUCAUUAUUGUUGUUUUUUACCCUCCUUUUGUUGUUGUAUUUGUUUGUAUACCAUUAUUAUUAUUAUUAUUAUUAUUAUUUUUGAUUUACAUAGUGAAUCAGUGGAAGUUUUGUAUGUUUGUGGUACAUACCAAGUUUUGAGAGCUGUGUGUGACACGUGUCACCUCUUUCCUCCCAACUGUGGAGUAUUUGGGUUGGAUAUAAAUGGUACUGCUGUUGUAAGACACUGGAGGACAAGUCGAGGAAAAAACAAAAAUGAGAUGGCGUCUGACGGCACCACAGGCUCAUGAAGGUGGAGUCCCGUCCCGGUACCAUCCACCACCUGAUGAGCAAAGCUUCAGCUGUGCUCGGAGGAUGAGCAGAUUUCACCUUACAAAGGAAAAAAGUUUCACUAAAACUGUGGGAGUUCCUUUGUUUCAAAGACUGAUGUCAGGACUACAUUUAUUCUUUCUGUUUCAAUUAAAGAGGCCUUAAUAAAACUUUUUUUUUUUUUUUUUUUUUUUUUGAAUCUGUUCUUUUGAGCUCCCGCUUUCCCCCUCUUGAUCACUGCAGCCCACAGAGCCCUCCAUAACUGGCUGGAGGUCAGUCCUGUUUUGGUUCUUUUUUUAGCUUUUCGGAUGUAGAUAAUCAUACACAUUUUGUGGGUAAUGGGUGUAUAUCUGUUUGAAGGUAGCUGACACUGAACACCAGUGUGUAUGCCCCACCACCGCCACCACUGUUCUCCCAAAAGGACAUUCAUGUACAGCAUUUUAAAAUGUCUUCAGUUACCAUGUGCAUUCACGAUAUUUAUAUUUAGGUAUUUAUAAAAACAUACUAAGUUAAAACAGCUUUUUUUAUAGCUGCGUAGUUAUGGCAUUGUUUAACUUUUAGAAGCAUUUCUGCACAACCCCAUUUUCACCCUCCAGUAUCCUGUUGACAUGUCUGUAGAAUGCAACAAUUGCAGUAGUCGUAUGUAGAUGCUUUACAUUAGAUCAGAGAUUUUUUUUUUCCCUCAGUCCCUACGAAGAAGCCAUGCAAUAAAAUAAUUUGUACUU
Thalassophryne amazonica is the source of this 2188-nucleotide messenger RNA. RefSeq names its product RNA-binding protein 38-like. NCBI's taxonomy places the organism in Eukaryota, Metazoa, Chordata, Actinopteri, Batrachoidiformes, Batrachoididae. Gene Ontology annotation, cellular component: cytosol. The record is from RefSeq and is a predicted model, not a curated record. Gene Ontology annotation, molecular function: RNA binding.